Perca fluviatilis (European perch) is the source of this 2395-nucleotide messenger RNA. RefSeq names its product anti-Mullerian hormone (gene amh). Gene Ontology annotation, biological process: gonad development. The transcript is spliced from 7 exons. The coding region runs from base 93 to 1706 and encodes 537 amino acids. The record is from RefSeq and is a predicted model, not a curated record. Lineage: Eukaryota; Metazoa; Chordata; Actinopteri; Perciformes; Percidae. Gene Ontology annotation, molecular function: growth factor activity.
GUGGGAGAAUAUAACGCCCUUCCUCAUGAGCCAUUCAAAACAAGCGAUCGAGAAAGGUCUGACCACACAGGCACGUGUACAGACAGUGAAGUAUGUUGUUUUUGGAUGUCUUCUACUGUGGAGCGUUGAUGCUCUGCUGCACCAGGCUCUGUGUGGCCCUGCAUGUCUCCCAUGGACAGCAGCUGAUCCCUGCCCACCACCCCCCACUGACAGAGCACACCUUCCCACCAACAGAGACCUCGUCAGCCUCCACAGUCUCUCAUCACGUCUUUCACAGCGCCCCAUGCUUUGUGGAUGACAUAUUCGCAGCGUUGUGUGAAGGCGUUGGGAGCGACGGUGAACUCACGAACCGCACUUUGACUCAGUUUGGAAUCUGCAUAGGAUCUGAUAGCUCAUCAGACUCAGUCUUAUUACAGCUUGCUAAGGAAACGAACAGAAACCAGAGAAACGGAUUGGAGGUUUUGCAUCCAACCGGAGUGCUCUUGGCAGAGGAAAAUAAGAGAGGAAUGCUCACGUUGACCUUUGACCUCCCACAGUCUCCUCUGAUCAAGCUGAACCCUGUGCUGCUCUUGGCGUACGAAAGUCCUCUCACCGUGACCGGAGGAAACCUGGAUGUCACUUUCAAUGGUCAGUGGCUGCAUCCCAAUACACAGUCUGUAUGCAUUUCAGGAGAAACGCAGUACAUCAUGCUGACAGGAUCAGCAUCAGAGGCCAACAAUCACCAGAAAUGGAGGAUUUCUGUCGAGACAAAAACCCCUGAUAUGAACCAAAGCCUAAAAGACAUCCUUAUUGGUGGAAAAUCCGGAAGUAAAAUCAGCAUGACUCCACUUCUGCUUUUCUCUGGGGAAAGAGGAACCGAUACAAGAUAUACACACACUUCAGGUUCAUCCCCGGCCUCUUCACAGACCUCCUUCCUCUGCGAGCUGAAGCGGUUCCUGGGUGACGUCCUGCCUCAGGAGCUGCCCGAGUCCACUCCGCUCCGGCUGGACUCCUUACAGUCCCUGCCUCCUCUGUCGCUAGGCCCUUCCUCCAGCGACACCCUGCUGGCAGGACUGAUCAACUCCUCCUCCCAAACCAUUUUCUCCUUCACUAGCCGGGGCUCCGUGGUUCAGGUGCAUCGUGGAGAACUGGCCUUGUCUCCUGCACUGCUGGAGGAGCUCAGGCAGAGGUUGGAGCAGAGUGUGAUAAAGAUGAUGGAGGUGAUACGGGAGGAGGAGGAGGAGGUGGGUCAUAGAGCCAUGCCGAGGCUAGGAAGGCUCAAAGAACUCAGUACGUUUCCAAAGAAGGAACCGGCAGCAGGAGAGAGCCAGUACCGGGCAUUUCUUCUGCUGAAGGCCCUGCAGACGGUGGCCCGUGCAUAUGAGUUGCAGAGAGGACUGCGGGCCACCAGAGCUGGCCCCAACAACCCAGAGGGGGGCAACAUAUGUGGGCUGAGGAGCCUCACUGUGUCUCUUACAAAGAUUGUUACGGGUCCAAACACUGCCAACAUCAACAACUGCCACGGCUCUUGUGCUUUCCCCCUGCCCAGCGCCAACAACCACGCCGUCCUGCUCAACUCCCACAUUGGGAGUGGGAAUGUGGACGAGCGGGCGCCGUGCUGUGUGCCUGUGGCCUACGAAGACCUGGAAGUGGUGGACUUCGCCGAUUAUGGGACUUCCAUUACCAUUAAACCAAAUAUGGUGGCAAAAGAGUGCGGAUGCCGCUAAAGCUGUUUUCUUUUUGAAGUGUAGUUAGUUGUGACUCAAAAGAUAUUUUACAUAUUUAACAGUCACUUCCCAUGGCCUGUUUGACUUUUGCUGGCAAAUGAGCGUGGGGCUCCGAGUGCUGGCAACGUGAAGGGAAAGCCAAACACCGUUCAUCUGCGUAUACUACCCACCCUACAAUGACAAAAAGCUGGUUGAAAAUCGACAGAGUUUGCCUUUAAUUGUUACUUAACUGUAAUUUAUUCAAUCACACGGUAUCAAUACACUGGUAGUAAAUGCACAUGUUAAUUCACAGACAUCUCUUUAAGCUAUACUUUCACAUAUAAAGACAAUGUCUUAUUUGCAUUAUUCUCACACUUAGAACUAAUCUUUUUUAUUCAAACCAAAAAAGUUAAAUAUGAGUAUUAUCAUCUCCCUCUGUAAAUAUUUCAUUUUUAUUAUCUAAGAAGUCAUUUGAAUGAAAAGCCAUUGUUUAUUCAGGGCAGACCUCUUAUCAUCCACAAGACCACUUUUUUGUGCUUUAAUUAAGAUUUCAGUUAUCAUAGAAAGCAUACCAUACAUGUCAUGUCAUAUAAAUCAUUGUUCUGUACUUGUCUUAAUGUCUGUAUGUUUUAAAACUGUCCAAAUGUCCUAUGGCUUCAUGUAACGUUUUAUGCACCAAUAAAAAAAAAGAAUAUAUUGUUCUAAAACUA